Molecule: messenger RNA, 792 nt
Organism: Suncus etruscus (white-toothed pygmy shrew)
Lineage: Eukaryota; Metazoa; Chordata; Mammalia; Eulipotyphla; Soricidae
Gene: RFLNA
Product: refilin A
Exons: 3
Coding region: 1-684 (227 amino acids)
Biological process (GO): skeletal system morphogenesis; negative regulation of bone mineralization involved in bone maturation; actin filament bundle organization
Cellular component (GO): actin filament bundle
Molecular function (GO): filamin binding
Source: RefSeq, a predicted model, not a curated record
AUGGUGGGCGCCCUGCGGCUGCGGGACAUGGGCGACGGCCCCCGGGCCGGGGCGCGCGAGGGCCUGCUGGACAGCCCCGACUCCGGGCUGCCGCCCAGCCCCAGCCCCAGCCCGCCCUUCGACGCGCCCCAGCCCCGGGCCCUGGACACGCGCGCAGACCCGCCGGCGCCGGCACCCGGACCCGAACCCGAACCCGAACCCGCGCCGCGGGAGGCCGCAGCGCCCCUUGCCCUGCCCCCUGACUCCCUGGUGCUGGUGAAGAGGCCCCGGAUGCUGCCCGUAUUCUUUGGGGAGAGAAUCGAAGUGAACCCAGUACCCACUCAUGCGAUCCGCUGCAACUCGGAGGUCACCUACGCCUCUGAGAAGCACUUUCGGGACAAGGUGUUCUACGCUCCAGUGCCGACGGUCACGGGCUACAGCGAGACCAUCGUGGCGGCCCCCAACUGCACUUGGCGCCGCUACCGCAGCCAGCUAACCCUGGAGCCAAGGCCUCGGGCACUGCGCUUCGGCUGCACCACCAUCAUUUUCCCCAAGCACCCACGCCCAUCCUUCCGUACCACUCUGCACUGCAGCCUAGGCUGGCCCGGCCGCCGCUUCAUGGCUAGCGUCCAGUUGCAGCCCACACCAGGGCCGCUCUGGUGUCCAGAGUGGGGCCGGGACACGCUCGAACCCACCCGGCGCUGACUGCUGCAGGAGCGAGGGACAGUGUCGGCUCCUGCCAGUACACAGGCAUCCCCUCACCCUGGCUGGGACCCUGUGUCCAGGGCCUUCCUGUGCGUGCAGGACACAGAG